CUGUAUCGGAGAAUCCUGCCAGCCUAUCAUCAAUCCGCCGACCAUCUGCGUCGGACGGCCGUGUCCACCCUGUAUAUGCCAGAGCACCGUGUAUACUCCAGCGUGUCCUUGCCCCUGCCCAUGUCCUUGCCCCCCGCCUUGUCCAUCCCCCUGCCCGUGUCCGGAUCCCUGUCCCUGCCCGGAUCCCUGCCCCUGCCCCUGCCCGGAUCCAUGCUGCUACUAAAUAACGACCUCCACUAG
Molecule: messenger RNA, 240 nt
Organism: Danaus chrysippus (African queen)
Lineage: Eukaryota; Metazoa; Arthropoda; Insecta; Lepidoptera; Nymphalidae
Source: the annotation of a GenBank genome assembly